GCUUCUUCUCUUCUCGACAGAAGACGAACGCGGCGACGAACGAACGCAGGCCAGUUCUGUUUGCAGCGGAGUGAAGCGGAGCGGAGCCGAGACGGGCACGAUGCGGAAGUGGGCGCUCUCCUGCGCGCUGCUCCUCGUCCUCCUCCUCACCACCCUCCCCGAUCCAGCUAAGAGGCUCCAGGUCAAUGCCGAGGAGAGCAGCGACGAGCUGGCCGACCUGCCCAAGGUAGAGGAGAAGCUCGGGGCCGUCCCCCAUGGCCUGUCCACCGACUCCGAGGUCGUCCAGAGGGAGUCCGAGUCCAUCUCGAGGAAGACCCUCAGGAACUCGGCCGAGAAGUUUGAGUUCCAGGCCGAGGUGUCCAGGCUCAUGGACAUCAUCAUCAACUCGCUCUACAGCAACAAGGACAUCUUCCUCAGGGAGCUCAUUUCCAAUGCGUCUGAUGCUUUGGAUAAGAUUAGGUUCCUUGCCCUCACUGAUAAGGAUGUCCUGGGCGAAGGUGAUGCUGCUAAGCUUGAAAUCCAGAUUAAGUUGGACAAGGAAAACAAGAUCCUCUCCAUUCGGGAUAGGGGUGUUGGUAUGACCAAGGAAGAUCUGAUUAAGAACCUUGGAACCAUUGCGAAAUCUGGAACUUCAGCUUUUGUCGAAAAGAUGCAGACUGGAGGUGACCUCAAUCUCAUUGGGCAGUUUGGUGUUGGCUUCUACUCAGUAUACUUGGUUGCUGACUAUGUUGAAGUUGUCAGCAAGCACAAUGAUGACAAACAAUAUGUGUGGGAGUCCAAGGCUGAUGGAUCAUUUGCUAUCUCGGAGGAUACAUGGAAUGAACCCUUGGGCCGUGGAACCGAGAUCAAACUGCAUCUCCGCGAUGAGGCUAAGGAGUACCUGGAGGAAGGCAAGCUAAAGGACUUGGUGAAGAAGUACUCUGAGUUCAUCAAUUUCCCCAUUUACUUGUGGGCAACCAAGGAGGUUGAUGUUGAAGUGCCAGCUGAUGAGGAGGAAUCAACUGAGGAAGAGGAUACUACCACAGAGACCCCGGAGGAAGAAGAGACAGAAGAUGGCGAAGAGAAAAAGCCCAAGACGAAGACAGUAAAGGAAACUACCACUGAAUGGGAGCUUCUGAACGAUAUGAAGGCUGUAUGGCUUCGUAACCCCAAGGAAGUUACUGAAGAAGAGUACGCGAAGUUUUACCACUCACUAGCUAAGGACUUUGGGGAUGACAAGCCUAUGUCUUGGAGUCACUUCAGUGCCGAGGGAGAUGUUGAGUUCAAAGCUUUGCUCUUUGUUCCCCCGAAGGCUCCACAUGAUCUCUACGAGAGUUACUACAAUGCUAACAAAUCAAACCUCAAGUUGUUUGUUAGAAGAGUUUUCAUCUCUGAUGAAUUUGAUGAUCUCCUUCCAAAGUACCUCAGCUUCUUGAUGGGUAUUGUCGACUCAGACACGCUACCUCUCAAUGUAUCACGCGAAAUGCUUCAACAACAUAGCAGUCUCAAGACCAUCAAGAAGAAACUGAUCCGCAAGGCUCUUGACAUGAUUAGGAAACUUGCUGAGGAAGAUCCCGAGGAGUACAGCAACAAAGAAAAGACAGAUGAAGAAAAAAGUGCAAUGGAGAAGAAGAAGGGACAGUAUGCCAAGUUCUGGAAUGAGUUUGGCAAAUCAAUCAAGCUGGGGAUCAUUGAAGAUGCAACAAACAGGAACCGUCUUGCAAAGCUUCUGAGAUUUGAGAGUUCCAAGUCAGAUGGCAAACUUGUCUCUCUUGAUGAGUAUAUUUCAAGGAUGAAGUCAGGGCAAAAGGAUAUCUUUUACCUUACGGGAAGCAGCAAGGAGCAGCUAGAGAAAUCUCCAUUCCUUGAGCAGCUAACCAAGAAAAACUACGAGGUUAUCUACUUCACCGACCCUGUCGACGAGUACCUGAUGCAGUACCUCAUGGACUACGAGGACAAGAAGUUCCAGAACGUGUCCAAGGAGGGCCUAAAGCUGGGCAAGGACUCGAAGCUCAAGGACCUCAAGGAGUCCUUCAAGGUGCUGACGGACUGGUGGAAGAAGGCCCUAGACACGGAGGGCAUCGACUCGGUGAAGAUCAGCAACCGGCUACACAACACCCCCUGCGUGGUUGUGACCUCCAAGUACGGGUGGAGCUCCAACAUGGAGAAGAUCAUGCAGGCGCAGACCCUUUCAGACGCGAGCAAGCAGGCCUACAUGCGUGGCAAGCGUGUCCUGGAGAUCAACCCCAAGCACCCCAUCAUCAAGGAGCUCCGUGACAAGGUUGCCCAGGACAGCGAGGACGUGGGCCUCAAGCAGACGGUGAGGCUGGUGUACCAGACGGCGCUGAUGGAGAGUGGGUUCAAUCUCCCCGACCCCAAGGACUUCGCGUCCAGCAUCUACCGGUCUGUGCAGAAGAGCCUGGACCUGAGCCCUGAUGCUGCUGUUGAGGAGGAAGAGGAGGUGGAGGAGCCUGAGGUGGAAGAGAAGGAGGCGACCAAGGCCGCUGAGGAUGAGCCGGAGUACGAGCAGUACGACAAGGACGAGCUGUAGUUCCUCUUGUAGCUUGUACCCUGCUGUUGUUUGGUCAUAGGUGCAGAAGGUGACUGCUGGAAAUGUGAUGGUUUUGGUGGACGUCCAUUUUUCCAUGAUACGGGUUUUGUCAAUGUACCUACCUAGCUUAAUGAUACUCUAGCUAGCUCAAAAUUAGCAGCUUGCCGUUGUUUCAGAA
Molecule: messenger RNA, 2708 nt
Organism: Lolium perenne
Lineage: Eukaryota; Viridiplantae; Streptophyta; Magnoliopsida; Poales; Poaceae
Product: endoplasmin homolog
Biological process (GO): protein folding
Molecular function (GO): ATP binding; ATP hydrolysis activity; ATP-dependent protein folding chaperone
Source: RefSeq, a predicted model, not a curated record